AUGCUUAGAUACUCUACCCGUACCCUCUCGAAGUCGGCCGUGCUUAGAGCCGCCACCCGGACUGAAACCGAUGCCUUCGGUCCCGUUGAAGUCCCCGUCGACAAGUACUACGGUGCCCAAACUGCUCGUUCGAAGCACAACUUCAAGAUCGGGGGCCCCGCUGCUCGCAUGCCCUUGCCUGUGGUCCACGCUUUUGGUAUCUUGAAGAAGGCUGCUGCCACCGUCAAUGAGGAACUUGGCGCUCUUGACCCCAAACUUGCCGACGCUAUCAAGAAGGCUGCUACCGAAGUUUCCGAAGGUAAGUUGGACGACAACUUCCCCCUUGUCGUGUUCCAAACCGGUUCGGGUACUCAAUCGAACAUGAACGCCAAUGAAGUCAUCUCCAACCGUGCCAUCGAAUUGUUGGGCGGUGAAUUGGGCUCCAAGACCCCCGUCCACCCCAACGACCACUGCAACAUGUCGCAAUCGUCAAACGACACCUUCCCUACUGUGAUGCACAUUGCUGCCGUUACUGAAAUCAACAACCAAUUGUUGCCCGAACUCACCAAGUUGAGAGACGCUUUGCAGGCUAAGUCCGACGAGUUCAAGGAUAUCAUCAAAAUUGGUAGAACCCACUUGCAAGACGCCACUCCUUUGACUUUGGGUCAAGAGUUCUCGGGAUACGUUCAACAAUUGACCAAUGGUAUCGAACGUGUCGAGAAGGCGUUGCCUAACCUUUACUACUUGGCUCAAGGUGGCACCGCUGUCGGUACUGGCUUGAACACCAAAAAGGGCUGGGACUCUAAGGUUGCUGCUGAAGUUUCCAAGCUCACUGGCUUCCCUUUCAAGACUGCCCCUAACAAGUUCGAAGCUCUCGCUGCUCACGACGCCAUCGUUGAAGCUUCCGGUGCCCUCAACACCGUCGCUGUGUCGUUGUUCAAAAUUGCCAAUGACAUCAGAUACCUUGGCUCCGGUCCCAGAUGUGGGUACGGUGAAUUGUCCUUGCCUGAAAACGAACCUGGUUCUUCUAUCAUGCCCGGUAAGGUUAACCCUACCCAAAAUGAAGCUCUCACCAUGGUUGCCACUCAAGUUUUCGGCAACAACGCCGCCAUCACUUUCGCCGGUGCUUCGGGUCAAUUUGAAUUGAACGUUUUCAAGCCCGUGAUGAUCGCCAACUUGUUGUCGUCGAUCAGAUUGGUUGCCGACGGUGCCAGAUCGUUCAGAGAACACUGUGUUGAAGGUAUCCAAGCCAACGAAAAGAAGAUCGACCAAUUGUUACACGAAUCGUUGAUGCUUGUGACUGCUCUUAACCCUAAGAUCGGUUACGACAACGCCUCGAAGGUUGCUAAGAACGCCCACAAGAAGGGGUUGACUUUGAAGCAAUCCGCCUUGGAAUUGAACAUGUUGACUGAAAAAGAAUUUGACGAAUGGGUCAGACCUGAAAACAUGAUUGGUCCCAAGUAA
This is a messenger RNA of Diutina rugosa, 1443 nucleotides long. It is a transcript of the gene FUM12, whose product is annotated as Fum12p. The transcript has a single exon. Lineage: Eukaryota; Fungi; Ascomycota; Pichiomycetes; Serinales; Debaryomycetaceae. Gene Ontology annotation, cellular component: tricarboxylic acid cycle heteromeric enzyme complex; mitochondrion. Bases 1 to 1443 code for a protein of 480 amino acids. The record is from RefSeq and is a predicted model, not a curated record. Gene Ontology annotation, biological process: malate metabolic process; fumarate metabolic process; tricarboxylic acid cycle. Gene Ontology annotation, molecular function: fumarate hydratase activity.